AUGAUCCAAUCCAAUCCAAUCCAAUCCCAGAAGAUGGCUUGUGCAGAGAAGAUCACAUCGAGUCGUCGUCGAGGAUGCUGUGCAUCAGGAUGUGUGAGGGAUCGUGAACGCGCAAACCUGUCAGACUUGAAGGAUGCUGGCCGUAACGAUUUAAGCCACACGAUUACCAAUCGUGAUCGCUCUAGUUCUAGUUCUAGUUAUAGUUCUUGUUCAAGUUCUUGUUCAAGUUCUAGUUCAUGUUCUAGUUCUAGUUCUAGUUCUAGUUCUAGUUCUAGUUCUAGUUCUAGUUCUAGUUCUAGUUCUAGUUCUAGUUCCAGUUCUAGUUCUAGUUCUAGUUCUAGUUCUAGUUCUAGUUCUAGCUCUAGUUCUAGUUCUAGUUCUAGUUCUAGUUCUAGUUCUAGUUCUAGUUCUAGUUCUAGUUCUAGUUCUAGUUCUAGUUCUAGUUCUAGUUCUAGUUCUAGUUCUAGUUCUAGUUCUAGUUCUAGUUCUAGUUCUAGUUCUAGUUCUAGUUCUAGUUCUAGUUCUAGUUCUAGUUCUAGUUCUAGUUCUAGUUCUAUUUCUAUUUCUAUUUCUAGUUCUAGUUCUAGUUCUAGUUCUAGUUCUAGUUCUAGUUCUAGUUCUAGUUAUAGUUCUAUUUCUAUUUCUAUUUCUAGUUCUAGUUCUAGUUCUAGUUCUAGUUCUAGUUCUAGCACUAGUUCUAGUUCUAGAUAUAGUUCUAGUUCUAGUUCUAGUUCUAGCUCUAGUUCUAGUUCUAGUUAUAGUUCUUGUUCAAGUUCUUGUUCAAGUUCUAGUUCAUGUUCUAGUUCUAGUUCUAGUUCUAGUUCUAGUUCUAGUUCUAGUUCUAGUUCUAGUUCUAGUUCUAGUUCUAGUUCUAGUUCUAGUUCUAGUUCUAGUUCUAGUUCUAGUUCUAGUUCUAGUUCUAGUUCUAGUUCUAGUUCUAGUUCUAGUUCUAGUUCUAGUUCUAGUUCUAGUUCUAGUUCUAGUUCUAGUUCUAGUUCUAGUUCUAGUUCUAGUUCUAGUUCUAGUUCUAGUUCUAGUUCUAGUUCUAGUUCUAGUUCUAGUUCUAGUUCUAGUUCUAGUUCUAGUUCUAGUUCUAGUUCUAGUUCUAGUUCUAGUUCUAGUUCUAGUUCUAGUUCUAGUUCUAGUUCUAGUUCUAGUUCUAGUUCUAGUUCUAGUUCUAGUUCUAGUUCUAGUUCUAGUUCUAGUUCUAGUUCUAGUUCUAGUUCUAGUUCUAGUUCUAGUUCUAGUUCUAGUUCUAGUUCUAGUUCUAGUUCUAGUUCUAGUUCUAGUUCUAGUUCGAGUUCUAGUUCUAGUUCUAGUUCUAGUUCUAGUUCUAGUUCUAGUUCUAGCUCUAGUUCUAGUUCUAGUUCUAGUUCUAGUUCUAGUUCUAGUUCUAGUUCUAGUUCUAGUUCUAGUUCCAGUUCUAGUUCUGGUGCUAGUUCUAGCACUAGUUCUAGCACUAGUUCUAAAUCUAGUUCUAGUUGUUGUUCUAGUUCUAGUUCUAGUUCUUGUUCGAGUUCUAGUUCUAGUUCUAGUUCUAGUUCUAGUUCUAGUUCUAGUUCUAGUUCUAGUUCUAGUUCUAGUUCUAGUUAUAGUUCUAGUUCUAGUUCUAGUUCCAGUUCUAGUUCUAGUUCUAGUUCUAGUUCUAGUUCUAGUUCUAGUUCUAGUUCUAGUUCUAGUUCUAGUUCUAGUUCUAGUUCUAGUUCUAGUUCUAGUUCUAGUUCUAGUUCUAGUUCUAGUUCUAGUUCUAGUUCUAGUUCUAGUUCUAGUUCUAGUUCUAGUUCUAGUUCUAGUUCUAGUUCUAGUUCUAGUUCUAGUUCUAGUUCUAGUUCUAGUUCUAGUUCUAGUUCUAGUUCUAGUUCU
This is a messenger RNA of Uranotaenia lowii, 1863 nucleotides long. RefSeq lists its product as uncharacterized. The record is from RefSeq and is a predicted model, not a curated record. The annotation marks the transcript as partial. The transcript is spliced from 5 exons. NCBI's taxonomy places the organism in Eukaryota, Metazoa, Arthropoda, Insecta, Diptera, Culicidae.